AUGCUAGAGGAACCAUAUACAGUUGAAUAUAUUUUAGAGGCCAUAAAAGGGUGCGACAAUAAUAAAUGUCCUAGACCUGACGAGUUCAAUUUUGAGUUCAUUAAGCACUGUUGGGAUUUUAUAGGUCCUGAUAUCAUUUCUUGCAUUCAAGUCUUCCAUAACAAUCCCUUUCUUCCCAAGGCAUUGAAUUCUGCAUUUAUCACGUUUGUGCCAAAGAUUUUGGCAACUAGGUUGGGUAAGGUCAUUGGUGGUUUGGUCUCUCCAUCUCAGACUGCAUCCAUUCCUGGAAGACAACUCCUUGAUGGUGUUCUUGUGGUGAACGAACUUAUUGAUUUGGCGAUUAGAAGAAAGAGAAGGUGCCUUCUAUUCAAAGUAGAUUUUAUUCAAGCAAAAGAAUGCAUUGAUUGGGAUUUCUGUGUUAACUAA
Messenger RNA from Lathyrus sativus (Indian pea), 426 nucleotides. NCBI's taxonomy places the organism in Eukaryota, Viridiplantae, Streptophyta, Magnoliopsida, Fabales, Fabaceae. The record is from the annotation of a GenBank genome assembly.